Molecule: messenger RNA, 680 nt
Organism: Staurois parvus
Lineage: Eukaryota; Metazoa; Chordata; Amphibia; Anura; Ranidae
Source: the annotation of a GenBank genome assembly
CCCGAUCCAGCCUGAUGACCAGAUCCAGCCUGAUGACCCGGUGUUCGUGAUCCAGCCUGAUGACCCGAUCCAGCCUGAUGACCCGGUCCAGCCUGGUGUCUCGGUGCCCGUGGUCCGGCCUGGUGCCUCGGUGCCCGUGGUCCGGCCUGAUGCCUCGGUGCCCGUGGUCCGGCCUUGUGCCUCAGUGCCCGUGGUCCGGCCUGGUGCCUCGGUGCCCGCUGUUCUGCCAGAUGACUCGGUGCCCGCUGUUCUGCCAGAUAACUCGGUGCCCGCUGUUGUGCCAGAUGACUCGGUGCCCACUGUCGAGCUUGGUGACUCAGUGCCCGCUGUUCUGCCAGAUGACUCAGUGCCCGCUGUCAUGCCAGAUAACGCGGUGCCCGCUGUCGUGCCAGCUUGGUGACUCGGUGCCUGCUGUCAGGCCAGAUGACUCGGUGCCCGCUGUCGAGCUUGGAGACUUGGUGACCGCUGUCGAGCGUGGUGACUCGGCCGCUGUCGGGCCAGAUGACUCGGUGCCCGCUGUCGGGCCAGAUGACUCGGUGCCCGCUGUCGGGCCAGAUGACUCGGUGCCCGCUGUCGGGCCAAAUGACUCGGUGCCCGCUGUCGGGCCAGAUGACUCGGUGCCCGCUGUCGAGCCUGAUGACUCGGUGCCCGCUGUCAUGCCAGAUGACUCGGUGCCCUCU